Sinocyclocheilus grahami is the source of this 1017-nucleotide messenger RNA. RefSeq names its product cyclin-dependent kinase 20-like. Gene Ontology annotation, cellular component: nucleus. The record is from RefSeq and is a predicted model, not a curated record. The transcript is spliced from 8 exons. Lineage: Eukaryota; Metazoa; Chordata; Actinopteri; Cypriniformes; Cyprinidae. Bases 193 to 978 code for a protein of 261 amino acids. Gene Ontology annotation, biological process: protein phosphorylation. Gene Ontology annotation, molecular function: protein serine/threonine kinase activity; ATP binding.
CAAAGCCAAACACAUCGAGACAGAGAGACGGUGGCGUUGAAAAAAGUAGCUCUGCGAAGACUUGAAGAUGGAACUCCAAACCAGGCCCUGCGAGAAAUCAAAGCCCUGCACGAGACUGAGGACAAGCAGUGUGUGGUGAAGCUGAAGGACGUCUUCCCCCACGGCACAGGCUUUGUGCUGGUGUUUGAGGACAUGUUGUCAGAUCUGUCAGAAGUCAUUCAGAAUUCCCAGCGUCCUCUCACUGCAUCCCAGGUCAAAGGUUACAUGAUGAUGCUUCUGAAAGGAGUGGCUUUCUGCCACGAGAACUCCAUCAUGCACCGGGAUCUGAAGCCUGCAAACCUUCUAAUCAGCUCGACGGGUCAGCUGAAGAUCACUGACUUCGGUCUGGCCAGGCUCUUUUCCAAUGAAGGAGAUCGUCUGUACAGUCACCAGGUGGCCACCAGAUGGUACAGAGCGCCAGAACUUUUGUAUGGUGCCCAGAAAUAUGAUGAAGGAGUUGAUCUCUGGGCAGUGGGCUGUAUUUUUGGGGAGCUGUUGAACAACUCUCCACUUUUCCCCGGGGAGAAUGACAUUGAGCAGUUGUGCUGUGUGUUACGAGUGCUGGGAACUCCCAACCACAAAGUUUGGCCAGAAAUAACGGAACUACCAGACUACAAUAAGAUCACAUUUAAAGAAAACCCCCCCAUUCCUUUGGAGGAGAUCAUGCCUGACACGUCACCGCAAGCUGUGGACCUGCUGAAGAAGUUCCUCGUCUAUCCGUCCAAACAGAGGAUCAGUGCUAGACAGGCUUUGCUCCAUCCGUAUUUCUUCACAGACCCUCUCCCGGCUCAUCACUCAGAGCUGCCCAUCCCUCAGUGUGGAGGAAAGCACUCCAGACAGCGCAUGCAACCCCCUUAUGAAUUCACAGUGGAUCGACCUUUACACGAGAGCUUGGUGGACCCCAGUCUGAUCCAGAGACAUGCGCGGAGCUGUUUAUGACAGCGGUAUGAGCAGAAAUGUAGGGCUUUGUACUUUGUU